Molecule: messenger RNA, 2526 nt
Organism: Hypoxylon trugodes
Lineage: Eukaryota; Fungi; Ascomycota; Sordariomycetes; Xylariales; Hypoxylaceae
Product: glycoside hydrolase family 125 protein
Exons: 5
Coding region: 712-2355 (547 amino acids)
Biological process (GO): carbohydrate metabolic process
Source: RefSeq, a predicted model, not a curated record
CGAUAAGAAAUAAGAUAAGCUAAGCUCUAUGAAGCCCCAUAAAUUAUAGCAAUUGAACAUGGGUCGAUUGAGAGUUUACUUCUCGUUUAAGUUUCUAGAUCUUUGCGAUAAAUUAUUUGCUCACAGUUCUUCCCUUUCCAUACCUUGGCACAGUUUACAGCUUCUCAUUUCGACUAUCAAAAUAGAUCUUCUGUAUAUCAAGGGGAUAAAUCGCGAAUAUCAAAUACAAUUCUAGACAAAAUGACAUAUAAAAAUGUUUCAAAGUGGGACUUGAAACUACGCGCUUCUAGAAGAUUAUCAUGCGUAUACCUAUCGUAGAAAUGCUAGGCUUACUAUGACGUUAGCAGGGAUGAAGCUUCACUGGAGCUGGAACUGGAGCUUUCAAUUCCGAGGGGCUCUAGGGCUAUUUUGCGGGGCUAUAUUAGAGUUAUGGCAGUUCUUAUAGGGCGGGGACUUAGGCUUUCUUAGGCUUGUUAGGUAAGCUAUUACCAUUAUAUCGGGUAACUGUCAGCGUCUCUUUCCGCUGCGACGAUCCGCAUCAGGACCCUGCAGAAUGCGGUCUUCCUUGCUCCGAUUUUGAUUUAUUCCAUUUUAUUUCAAUCCUCUAUUCCCAUCUUUUAUCGAGUCAAACUCAUAUCUUCAUUCCUUUUCCCCAUGAACAAUUCUUGACCUUUCCUAUAUAGAGCUACAGCAAGCUUGCCUGCCGCAUCGAUGAUGAAUUCAAUAGGCGCAAGCUUGCUGCUAGCAAGCCUGUGCUCGACUCUCACGUUGGCUUCCGGAGCUCAACCAUACGGCCAACAACAAUUACCGUUAAACGAUGACUUCGACUACCAAGAAGCAUGUCCCGAUUAUACUCAAUAUUCGGCCUAUCCCCAUCGACCUCUAAGCGAAGGUCCUCUGUCUCUACCCUUCCAAAGGCCCGAUCCGCGAUGUCGAACUUUUCAUUCCGACGCCAUAGAACAAGUCAUACAGGAUGUGACUUCCCGUAUGAAAGAUCCAGAUCUAGCCCGUCUAUUCGAAAAUGCAUUCCCUUCUACAACAGAUACCACCAUCAAAUUCCACACCACCGGGACCAAGGCCAAGAAAAAGUCGAAACGAAAUUCAUACGAUGAAGGGAAAUGGGAGGGGCCGCACUCGUUCGUCAUUACGGGAGAUAUCAUUGCCGAAUGGCUUAGAGAUUCGACCAACCAACUUUCCCCAUACCAACCUCUAGCCAAGAAAGAUCCGGCUAUAUACAAUUUAAUAUUGGGCGCUAUCAAUACUCAAUCCGAAUAUGUCAUCGAAUCCCCAUAUUGCAACGCUUUUCAGCCUCCGCCCAUCAGUGGGUUACCUGUGUCUCAUAACGGCCAAGACGAUGUAGUCCAUCCCAUGUACGAGCCGACAUUCGUCUUCGAGUGCAAAUACGAACUUGAUUCGCUUGCGCAUUUCCUCGCUUUAGCAAACGAUUUUAACGAUCAUACGGGAUCCAAAGAGUUCAUGACACCGCGUUGGUAUUUGGCAUUGGAAACAUUGUUAAAUGUUCUUGAACAACAAUCAAUGUCAACAUUUGACCCAGAAACAGGUCGUUAUCGGCGAAACGAGUAUACUUUCAAUCGGAACACGAACACAGGGACAGAGACUUUGAACCUAAGGGGCGUAGGAAACCCUCUGAACAAUGGAACCGGACUUAUACGAUCUGCCUUCCGACCAAGCGAUGAUGCUACAAUAUUAGGUUUCUUCAUUCCAGCAAAUGCUAUGAUCGCUGUGGAACUGAAGAGAACCGCCAACAUUCUUAAAGACGCUGGUAAAACAGUUUUAGCCCAGACAGUCGAUUCAUGGAGCCAAACCAUUUCCGAUGGUAUUUGGGAGCAUGGUGUCGUUCGUCAUAGCAAAUUCGGCAACGUUUUCGCAUACGAAGUAGAUGGGUAUGGGUCGUCCAUCCUAAUGGACGAUGCCAAUUAUCCGUCCCUCUUGGCUCUUCCACUCAUGGGUUUUCUUGAUGCGAAUGAUAGGAUUUACAAGAAUACACGGCGUAUGUUGCUUGCCAAAGGGUCGAAUCCUUACUAUCUUACAGGAAGAGAGUUCCAGGGUAUUGGAGGACCUCAUGUUGGAUUAUCAAAUGCGUGGCCCAUGAGUCUUCUCGUUCAGGCUCAGACAUCCGAUAACGAUGAAGAGAUCGCUGAGUGUCUGAAGUUGGUGCUUAAGUCAAGUAAACUUGGCCUAAUACACGAAAGUGUUGAUGUUAACAUAAUUCAUUCUUAUACAAGGAGCUGGUUUGCUUGGGCGAAUGGUGUCUUCGCGGAAACGAUACUUGAUAUAGCUAAAAGGAAACCACAUUUGAUUUUUAAAGAACCCGCAGCGCCUUAUGAAAUAUGAUUUUAUGAAUUAGUAGACUGGGAGGAAUAGGAAUGCUGGGUCGAAUUUAUUUAUACCGGCUUGUAUAUAUUUAGGUAUAUGAGCACCAAGUUUGACUAUCCUCCAGUCGAAUAACUUGGUCAAGUAGAUAUUAUCAAUGGGAAGACAAGAAUAUAAAAAUAAAUUCAUUUA